CAUUUUUCUGUCUCUCUAGGGAAUGUAAUGGGAACUCUGGGCCUUGCAGUGGACCCUCAGGUCCACACAGUGUCACCCUUUUUCUUCACAGGAUGAAAUUCCUGGAUCCUCCCUUCUUCUCCAGGUUCGCCCAAAGGGAUGCACAGCAGCACACCUUCUCUUUGUGAAAGAGAAAAUCCACUGGGGGAAGAAACAGCAAAGCAAGAUCUUAAAAAUCUGUCUCAUCGCUCUACUUUUACCUUUAGCUAAAAAAAAAAUGGCAAAUGCUGGAGUUCAGCUGCUGGGUUUCACGCUGGCCUUCCUCGGCCUGAUUGGAACCAUCGCUUCAACCAUCCUGGUGGAGUGGAAAGCUUCGUCGCACGCGGGGGACAACAUCAUCACAGCCCAGGCUCUGUAUGAGGGUCUGUGGAAAACCUGUGCAUGGCAGAGCACCGGGCAGAUUCAGUGUAAAGUCUACGAUUCCCUCCUUCAGCUACCAGGGAUUGUUCAGGGAACUCGGGGACUCAUGUUGGUGUCCAUCUUGCUCUCCUUCAUCUCCAUGUUGGUGGCCGUAGUGGGAAUGAGAUGCACAACCUGUAUGGAAGGUCAACCCCAGCAGAAGGACAAAGUGGCGCUGGCUGGAGGCAUUCUCUUCAUCUUAGCUGGUCUGUUUGCUCUGGUUGGAACAUCCUGGUACGGCCACAGAGUAGCCCAGGACUUCUACAGCCCGUUUACCCCAACUAACUCCAGGUAUGAAUUUGGGACGGCCUUGUACGUUGGAUGGGGGUCGGCCUGUCUGUGCCUUAUAGGUGGGGGCUUCCUCUGCUGCAACUGUUCAGGGAAGAGCAGCUCUGGGAAAACCAUGCACUACACAUCAGCCGGCGCUGCAGGGGACCGGAACUACGUUUAGGAGGACAGGCUCUGUCCAGCGUUUAGUCAGAGCCUUUAAAAAGCAGGGAAUAUAAAGCUCUGUGUUAAUAAUCACCAGCAUGUUAUAUUUUUCAUCUCUUUCUCUAAAGAUAACUAACAUCCAGUGGCAGUUUGUAGUUCUUAAAGUGCGCAUAAAAACAUCUGGCAUCACUUUUUUAUUGUGUCCUUUUUUAGAGCUGAUGUAAAUGUGAUCAACUUUAUCAGGAAUUUGUUUUAUAUUGAUCUAUAUUGUUUUUAAUUUGUUAUUAAUAAUCCAAUUAAAGCUAAAUGAUAAUGUU
Messenger RNA from Cyprinodon tularosa, 1187 nucleotides. RefSeq names its product claudin 1 (gene cldn1). Gene Ontology annotation, cellular component: bicellular tight junction; plasma membrane. Gene Ontology annotation, molecular function: structural molecule activity. The coding region runs from base 257 to 889 and encodes 210 amino acids. Gene Ontology annotation, biological process: cell adhesion; bicellular tight junction assembly. Lineage: Eukaryota; Metazoa; Chordata; Actinopteri; Cyprinodontiformes; Cyprinodontidae. The record is from RefSeq and is a predicted model, not a curated record. The transcript is spliced from 4 exons.